AUGGAUGUUAAAAUUAAUGAAGAAGAAAUUAAACACAUGAAGAAAAAGAGUAAAAUUGGUGAUGGCAUAAGAGGAACAUUUGUGAAAAUAAAUAAAAAAGUGGCAGAAGUAUCAAUUAGAUUUAGUUCAAGUGUGAACAAGAUGAGUAUUAAAUAUAUAAGGAAAGAGGCCUUACCUAGAAAUAUAUCAAUGAGAAUGACUAAAAAUAGUCAGUGCUAUUAUACAAUUAAGUCAGGCCUUAAAAAAGCAAUAUUCAUGAUAGAGGAUCAACUUGCAAAAGGUAUAAAGGUAGUUAACAAAUAUAAUAAUAGAAUAGAACAUGAUUUAGUGGAUAUUAGGUAUAUCAAAGAUGAAUUGAUGAAAAGUAAUGAUAUCGAUAGUAAGAAGAAAAAUAAUAUCAUUAAUAAGUUGAAUAAAAGGAUGUCAAUUCAAAUGAAAGACAUAGAUUCUAAGAACCUACCAGUAAAGCCCAAUAGUAACAAGGAUGAAUCGAAUGAAUCAAAAGCUAUUAGAGCUGAUGAUGAAAAGAAUAAACAUAAAAUAUUCAUUCCUUUUGGAUUUGAAAAGAAUGAACAUUGUGCAUUCAUUUAUCUGAAAUCUGCAAAGUUAGAUGAUACAAAUAAAAAUAAUAUUAAAAAGGAUAUGUAUGAAGCAUUCAUUGGUCAUAAAGAAGGUGAAGCUGCAGAUAGUAGAGUGAAUAAACCUGAAAAUUACCAACAUGGGAUUAAAAAUGAAAAGGAUAGCAAAAGGUAUCUGUUCAUUGCCAAAGCUUGGAGAAAUGAGUUAUAG
Molecule: messenger RNA, 789 nt
Organism: Dentiscutata heterogama
Lineage: Eukaryota; Fungi; Glomeromycota; Glomeromycetes; Diversisporales; Gigasporaceae
Source: the annotation of a GenBank genome assembly